Molecule: messenger RNA, 3536 nt
Organism: Anastrepha obliqua
Lineage: Eukaryota; Metazoa; Arthropoda; Insecta; Diptera; Tephritidae
Exons: 7
Coding region: 718-1662 (314 amino acids)
Source: RefSeq, a predicted model, not a curated record
AGCUGUUUACGUACUGCAAAUACCAACGAACAAACUUUUUUAAAUUUUAGCUCCUCCUCAGUUGCUUUUUGAUUACUGGCUUAGUUUGUCGAUUGUAUAUUUAUACGGACAGUGAGUGUGUGUUAAUGAUAAAGAAAAUAUGAAUAUGAAACAUGCUUUGAGUGGGAUAGUUUAAAACCAUUACUACUAGCAUAAGCGCGAGUACGUAAACCAACAGAUCAUAUAAAGCAUGUCUUCAGGUGUAGGUGUUCGUAUAAUGGAAAUUUCAGGCGUGAGUGGAACAGAUUUCGAUAUCUUGUUUAACGUGAAAAUCACCGGCUCCGCAUUGCAUAUAUCCACUUUAUAAAUAUAUUCAUCUCUUAUGCUAACAUUAAACAUGAUUGAAUAUUCUACCUACUUCGAAUAUAUAAGCUAUAUUCAAUCGCCUUAAAUAUGUUACACAUAGUAACAAAUGAAACUAUUGUAUUAAAUAAUUAUUUGAAUGAACACGUCAAAAACACAUCAAUUGAAAUUACUGACAUGAAAAGUAUUACAAUAUUAAAUUGUAUAAAUUAAAGCUGCGAGACGCCAUUCUAUUGGAAUGAUUUAAAUAUCGGGUAGACAUUUCUAAAGGUCGCCAAGCCUUUAAACCAAAAUAAGCCAAAGUCCCAUUCGAAUCACAUUCUCAUACCUACAUAUGUAUGUACACACAUUAAGAACUAUGCAGGUGCGUAAAAGAUGGCUAAAUCACGAAAUGCUCUCUACGCUGCUGGAAUAACUUGUUUGGGAUUUUUGUGCUUUGCAUUAGCUUCGGCAGCCAUCGGAAUACCUAUUUGGGGUUACUAUGACAGUCCGACAGGUGGCUAUGACUUCGAUCGGGGAUAUUUCGGCCCCUUCAAAGUUUGCAAGCAGUUAGCAUAUAACCGGGAAAAAUGUGGUAAUGACGUUUCAAAAUUUCGACUAUCCGCGGUGGUUAAUGUAAGUGGUCUAUUAGCCAUUGUUAGCUCCGCGACAUUGGGUAUAUUCUGCAUUCUGUCGGUAAUACAAAUAGCGAUGAUAUCUUCUCGAGAAAAGGUUGUGAUGCAAUACACCACAUUAGUGGUAUUUAAAAUGGUUUUAGCACUGAUUUCGUGUUUACUGGCCAUAAUUGCAACAAUAAUGUUUGCGCUCAAAAUCGAUGAGUCGGAAAAAUAUGGGUUUAAAAUAUCUCGCGGAGUCUCCUUUUAUUUACAGAUUGUGGUUAUUGUAUUAACCGUUGGGCUAUUUCUUGUCGCGCUCUAUGAUGUUCUUUUCUCACGCAGUCCAGGUGGGGACCCCACUAUGAUUGUGGACGCUUCAUCGCCGGCCAGCGCGAUGACGUAUAACAAUCCUGGUUAUAAAGAGCCACGUUCAAGAAACGGGGUUUCGGUCACAGAUGCAUCGGGAAAGCCGUAUAGCGGUAUUCGUAACGGGGGUAGCGUAGCAUCCAUGUCCACUACAAUGACCAGCGUCUCAAACGGUUCGACAGUGGAAUCGGUAACACGUUCGCCUCUUCGUUCCAGCUUAAAGAAACCCCGACCCACUCGAGAUCCUGCGUUAGGUAUACAGAAUCCGGGCUUUUCAGGAUCGGGUAGUUCGCCGCCUAUGCAACGCAGUAAUAGUAUUAAAAAGGUUCGCAUUCAAACGCACAGCACAGAAGUGUAAAGACUGUUUAAGGAAUAUGUAUGUGUUUAGGUGAAAACAUUUUAAAAAUGUUGAAAUUGAAAAUAAAAUGUCGGAAAUAAAUGCAUUGUAUCGUAGAUAAUCGAGCAAAACAUCAAUGCAAAAAGACUGUACUGAAAAAUCCAUACGUACGUACAUACAUGCAUAUUUCGUUAAAAUUUAACCGAAAAAAUUAUACAUACGAAUAUGCAUACGUAUGAACUUAUAUAAAUAAGUAACAACAGAAACAGCUUUUUGUAAAGAAGUUCCAGAAUUUCGAAUGGUUCAAAAAAAUGUUGAAAUAGUAUUUGGUCUUCCAAAGUAGUGAAAAAAAUACAUAAGAUACUUAUUUAUCGCGCUUUAUUAUGAAAUUAACCUACGUAGGUACAUGUUAGCUUUUAGAAAUUAUGUAAUUUCAUAAGUCAGCAUGGUAAUUCUCGAAUAAUAAAGACAUAUCAAAGCAUCAGACGCUGUUCGUAAUCAAACUUUUAUCGAACUCGAAACUUUCACCAAACUAAGAACUUGCAACACGCACGUAUGCCACCUCUGUUCAUCUGUUGUUAAUGUAUUCGUUCCAAAAUUCGAAAAAAAUUAUGUAUACAGUGCACUCUCUCCUAACGGACAUCUUCCGUAAGCGGAGCCCUACUCUCCAAACUAAUUGUUUUAUUUAUUGUGUGAAAUAUUUAUACAUAUGUUCUAGUUUUGGAAAUAAAACUGAUUAAAGAUUAAAGAUCUGUCACAAAUUGUUAUUAAUUUUUUACAUUUUUCACAUGAACGGACACCUCCCAUAAGCGGACAAUUUUUUCAGUCCCUCAGGUGCCUGCUUAAAAGAGAGUGAACUGCACAUGUACACUUUGUCUGCACUGUGGCUACAACAAAUAGAGAAUACGGUAAAGUGUGCGGCACACUUUCUAUUCUUAGACUAUGGUUUGAUGUACGCACAUUUGAAGUUUGAUUUGAACCCAUUAGAGCUCUAAAUAAUGAAUUGUUACAGUUUUUUCAAGAUAUGUAUAAAAAAAAAACGUAUACAUGUUUAAAUAGCUGUUGUAAGCAUUUUUUAUUUUUUAUUAAUUUUUUGUGUAACUCAUUUUGUUUAAUUUUUUUACGCAAAUGUUUAAUUCGAACUCGAAUACGAUAUGUUUUCUUUUUUAUUUAUUUAAUUUUAAAUUGCUAAGCGUCACUAAGCGGGUAAAAUAUUUUUUGAAGUAUGAGGCAGAACGUAAAAAAACAUUACACGAAGCGACGAAUGAUAUUUAAAUGUCAAAAGUCGAGAAAGAGCUGUCAAGUAGAAGAUUGCGCUAUUAUUUAAAGCGCUUGAAGCAAAGCUGAUAUUUGGCCAAAUUUCAUACCUUACAGUAACUUUAUAUUACUUUUUGUCAGUUGUAGAAGCAAAGCAAGCAUGCAUUGUGGCAGCAUCUUUAGUUUUCUAAAGGCGGUCAUAUUGACUUGACUUCUCAAAAAUCACUUCAAUUGGCAAUUAUGACGUAGGCGGCAAGUAUUGAUGGGCAACUUCGGUUGGACAAAAGUUCUUAAUCGUCUUGGAAAAAAAUUAUAUACAAGUUGAAAACUUGCCCAUGCAAGCAUCAAAUUAAUCCAGUUUAUUUAAAGCCGCUUAGCUUAUAACAACUUGCUUGAAUUGCUGCUGUAAUCAAUAUCUGACUUACGAUUGCAUUAUUUGUUUACAUUACUUUCCUUUGACUUUUGUCCAAAUGUACACAUAAGAAGACUUAAAGACGAAUUAAAACAAGGGGAAAAAGAAUUUGGGAUAUUUUUGACGCUGUGUAAAAAGCAGAUAAAACCUACUGAAAGGUCAAUUUGUUUAAAAAGUUAGUUCGAUACAAAUUUGGAAGGAGUGGAACAUGUUCGGCCGAAUUGAA